AUGUCCAACCAGCAAGUGGGCACCGUGUUCGAGAAGGUCAUCCAGGAAGUCUGUGACGCUUCCGUGGUCGAUUUCGAGGAAAGCGGUGUCGACCAGAAGACGCUGAAUGACUUGAAAGAAACCUGGCAGAAAAAGCUUUCAUCCGUGAACGUUGCUUCUUUCCCCUGGGAUCCUGCCCCCCCAACCAAUCCAAGCUCCCGUUCUCCCUCCGCAAGCUACCGUCCCCAUGCUUCUCAAACACUUCCCGCCCAAGCACCGCCGAUGGGCGCUCCUCGGAUCAAGACUGAGCCUGGGUCAAAUAUGCCGAUGGGCAUGCCUCCCAUGCAUCAGGUACCCCACCAGAUGUCUGGACAGGCACCUAAUUCUCAGUCAGCUCGUGAUCGUGCUGCAAGCCAUAUUCAGUCUAAGUUUGGUGCUGCAGCCUCCAACUCAGUGAGCCAGCUCCAGGCCCACCCUCACGCACAGCAGCAAUACCCUCAGAUGCAUGCCAAUGGGCAAAUGCCCCAUAUCAAACAAGAACCCGGCUAUCCUUCCAUUGGACACAGUCAAAAUGACGGUGCUGGCGAUUCGCUAGCUGAAUGGAAGGCCGAGGUCGCUCGUCGAAGAGAGGCAGCUCAGAACGGCCAAGGUGAUCGCAUGCUUCGCGAGCAUCUCAACCAGCAGAUGCUCGAUCUGGAAGGUGGCGGUCUUCUCCGUCCCUUAAGCGAGCAGAAAUCCUCGACUCCGGCCUCGCGACAUGCGGUCGCAUGUCUCAAGGAAGCAACUGCAUUGCAAAUGUCCGCUGCUGCACCCAAAGUUCCCGGUCAAUUUGAUGGUGCCGAGGACCCACAAGAAGAGGAGGACGAGGAUGCCAUCAACUCGGAUCUCGAUGAUCCGGAUGACCUUAUUGCUGAUGAUCAUGAUGCCGAUGAAUCAGAAGGUCAGGUCAUGCUGUGCACUUACGACAAGGUUCAGCGUGUCAAGAACAAGUGGAAGUGCACUUUGAAGGACGGCAUUCUGACCACUGGUGGUAGAGAAUACGUCUUCCACAAGGGCCAAGGCGAGUUCGAAUGGUAA
Molecule: messenger RNA, 1056 nt
Organism: Penicillium maclennaniae
Lineage: Eukaryota; Fungi; Ascomycota; Eurotiomycetes; Eurotiales; Aspergillaceae
Product: transcription initiation factor IIA large subunit
Exons: 5
Coding region: 1-1056 (351 amino acids)
Biological process (GO): transcription by RNA polymerase II; transcription initiation at RNA polymerase II promoter
Cellular component (GO): transcription factor TFIIA complex
Source: RefSeq, a predicted model, not a curated record